AUGUCCCAGUCUCUCCGGCCGUACCUACAGGCAGUGCGGAGCAGUCUGACAGCUGCCCUCUGCCUGUCCAACUUCGCAUCCCAGACCGCCGAAAGACACAAUGUCCCCGAGAUUGAGGCGCAAUCCUCCCCUGAAGUUCUCCUGACGCCCCUGACCAUUGCCCGUAACGAGAACGAGCGGGUACUCAUCGAGCCCAGCGUCAAUAGUGUCCGCAUAUCCAUCAAGAUCAAGCAGGCAGACGAGAUCGAGCACAUCCUAGUCCACAAGUUUACCAGGUUCCUGACGCAAAGAGCCGAGUCAUUCUUUAUUCUCAGGAGAAAGCCCAUCAAGGGAUAUGAUAUCUCGUUCUUAAUCACAAACUUCCACACCGAGGAGAUGUUGAAGCACAAGCUAGUCGACUUCAUCAUCCAGUUCAUGGAGGAGGUAGACAAGGAGAUCUCAGAGAUGAAGCUAUUCGUGGGUUGCCUCUUUGACUAA
Phaeoacremonium minimum UCRPA7 is the source of this 477-nucleotide messenger RNA. Its product is annotated as putative arp2 3 complex 20 kda subunit protein. The transcript has 4 exons. Gene Ontology annotation, biological process: actin filament polymerization; Arp2/3 complex-mediated actin nucleation. The record is from RefSeq and is a predicted model, not a curated record. The coding region runs from base 1 to 477 and encodes 158 amino acids. NCBI's taxonomy places the organism in Eukaryota, Fungi, Ascomycota, Sordariomycetes, Togniniales, Togniniaceae. Gene Ontology annotation, cellular component: actin cytoskeleton; Arp2/3 protein complex. Gene Ontology annotation, molecular function: actin filament binding.